Molecule: messenger RNA, 315 nt
Organism: Lentinula edodes (shiitake mushroom)
Lineage: Eukaryota; Fungi; Basidiomycota; Agaricomycetes; Agaricales; Omphalotaceae
Exons: 3
Coding region: 1-315 (104 amino acids)
Cellular component (GO): cytoplasm
Source: RefSeq, a predicted model, not a curated record
AUGUCUGGCAACGACUCUCAGAAGAACCCCGAGCGCGUCGCCGCUGGUCUUCGAGGAACUCUUCACAACGACAAUGCCUCCGAUGAAGCCAAGGACCGCGCCACCGAACGUCUCCGCGAAAUGGGUGACGACUUCGAGAACAAAACCAGCCGUGGUAGUGCCGGAACUGGUGACGCUCAUCAAAACCAAGUCCUCGGAGGAUACAAGGCCACUCUUCACAAUGACAAUGUCGGCGAAGCGGCCAAAGCCCACGCCCGCGAAGUUCUCGACAAUGCCAACGCCAGCGAGGAGCCUUUGCCUCAGUCCAAGAAUUAA